Linum tenue is the source of this 1086-nucleotide messenger RNA. The record is from the annotation of a GenBank genome assembly. Lineage: Eukaryota; Viridiplantae; Streptophyta; Magnoliopsida; Malpighiales; Linaceae.
AUGGCAAUGGCUAACGUGCUGCAUAUGAAUGGGGGAAUGGAAGAGGCCAGCUACGCUAUGAACUCCCUGCUUCAGCGGAAGGGGAUAUCAACCACUUUGCCGAUAACAAAGGAAGCCAUAGCAAAACUUAUGUGCAACUCGAGCGUCGCCUUAGGCAGGCUAGCAAUUGCAGAUUUGGGCUGCGCUUCAGGGCCCAACUCCCUCUUCCUCGUGUCUGAGGUAAUCAAGGCCGCCCACAAGCUUUCCAACGAGAUGGGCCACGAAUCCACCGACCAGUUUCAGAUCUUUCUGAACGACCUCCCUGGAAACGACUUCAAUAACAUCUUCAGCUCCAUACAAGGCUUCAAGGAUUCUGAACCAUUGAUCUUCAUCACUGGAGUCCCUGGUUCUUUUUACGAAAGGCUUUUCCAAACUGAUAGCCUCCAUUUCAUUCACUCUUCCUAUAGUGUUCACUGGCGCUCUGAGGUUCCUCGAGGUCUGGAGGAGAACAAGGGAAAUAUUUACAUGGCCAAAAGCAGCCCUCAAUGUGUCUUAGAAGCCUAUCACAAACAAUUUCAGACAGACUUUUCAUCUUUCUUAGAGCAUAGGGCUCAAGAAUUGGUGACAGGAGGACGAAUGGUUCUGACCUUCCUGGGAAGGAGAAGUGCAGAACCUUUUGCCAAAGAGUGCUGCUACAUUUGGGAACUUAUGUCCAUGGCUCUCAACCAAAUGGCAUCUGAGGGGUUGAUAGAUCAGGAGAAAUUGGAUUCCUUCAAUCUCCCACUGUUCACUCCAUCCGCCAUGGAAGUGGAAGUCGAAGUCCAAAAACAGGGAUCCUUUGCCAUCGAACACCUGGAAUUGUGGGAUAUGAGUUGGAAUGCCUACGAGGGGGAAGUGGACUUACCUGAAGCCCUUCAAGAUGGUGGCUACAACGUUUCCAGGUGCAUGAAGGCGCUGUUUGAGCCGAUAAUUGCCCAUCAGUUUAAUCUUUCGAGGGAAAUCAUUGACGAGAUUUUCAGGAGGUAUGGUCUCCUUCUCUCCGAGUGGAUGGCUAAGGAGAGAGCUGUUCUCGUGAGUUUGACUGUCUCGCUCACUAAGUGGCGUUAA